Molecule: messenger RNA, 1251 nt
Organism: Amphimedon queenslandica
Lineage: Eukaryota; Metazoa; Porifera; Demospongiae; Haplosclerida; Niphatidae
Product: delta-like protein D
Exons: 5
Coding region: 82-1239 (385 amino acids)
Biological process (GO): Notch signaling pathway; multicellular organism development
Cellular component (GO): membrane
Source: RefSeq, a predicted model, not a curated record
CUGACUUCUAGCAGUACAAUAAAAGCAAUCAAGCAAACGGAUACUCAACAACCAAAUCCAGUUUAGUAACAAGCAAGCAUAAUGAAGAGUAUCACUGUAUAUCUUCUCCUCUUUCUGUUAUCAUGUCCUUUUUGCUUCUCAGACUACGUGCUAAGGAUAAGAGCUGUUAGAUAUGAAAACCCUACUGAUGAAGACUAUGAUGGCGGAAGCUGUGAUGUUAUAUUCCCAGACUGUGAUGUUUACUUUCAUUUUUGCAUACGAGCUAUCAAUCUUAGCCCAUCAAAUACUGACAACUGCUGGGAUACCAUUACAACAUCCUCUUCAUUUGAGAGCACCAACAGGACUUUUCCUACAACUGGUUUGCUUUAUCCUGGAGCUAAUACUCAAAAUCCAUUGACUUUCUCUAGCAACGAUGCAUGGCCAGGUUCAUUUCAGUUGUUAGUGUCCAGCAUUGACAAUGAUGACAAUGGCAAUAUCAAUUUGGAUGAUUUGAUUGAUCGCAAUGCAUUCAAUAUAAACCUUAAUCCAACGACUGGUGACAAUUUCUCUAAUCCCAUCAGGACUACAGGAUUCUAUAACAAAGUGUAUUUUACAGUUCAAGUUCAAUUGUCGUGUGCUAGUGGAUGGACUGGGAGCGACUGUCAGCAAUGCAUACCUAGAGCUGGCUGCUCUCCAACCAAUGGAAGAUGCACUCAGCCAGGAGAAUGUAUUUGUAAUGAUGGAUAUACUGGAGCUGAUUGUACACAACAAAUAAUUACAACAUCUAGUGCUGCUUCUAGUAUUACAAGGAGUUCAAAUCCUUCAGCCACUAGUACUGGUACUGGGUCAUCUGCUCCUGGAUCUGCUGAAAGUAGUUUGGCUGAAAUAGCUGGAGGAGCAGCUGCAGGCGUGAUCAUUCUUAUAAUCAUCAUUGUAUCUUGUAUCAUCAUUGCUAGCUAUUGUAUCAUUAAAUCAAGAAGAAAAGAAAAGUCAAAUUCAAGGAAUGAAGUACCGGAGCCUUUUAAUAAAAACGUGAUGUAUAUUCCUCCUGAAGUUUUGGAUCCUAAUGUAAAAGUGAAGCAGUCCGGCAGCCAUUAUGCCAAAGGGUUGCAUCAAGUCCCAGCUAAUGUUGGUACAAGCAAUCGUGAUGGGGCACCAUUGCCAAAGCUACCAGCAGGAACAAGGGAUAUUACAUAUGACAAGCUUGAAGCUGGAGACAACAAUACUUAUGCAAAACCAGCAUACUCUACAUAUUACUAAAAAGAUAACUAA